AUGUCCCAUGAAUAUUGCCUCGACGCCCUCGUUGUAGGGACGGGUUUCUCUGGUAUCUAUACCCUGUAUACCCUCGUCAAGGAAGGCUUGGAUAUCCUGGCGAUUGAAAAGGAAAGUGACGUCGGUGGCACAUGGUAUGUGAAUCGAUACCCCGGAGCUCUGAGCGACAGCUGGAGUCAUGUUUAUCGCUAUGCCUUCGACGAAGAACUGCUCCAGACCCAUCCGGUUGUGAGAAGAUAUUCUACCCAGCCGGAAAUCCUAGACUAUCUCAAGCGAGUUGUCGAGAAACAUGAUCUACGAAAGCGCAUCCAUUUCAAUACGGAGAUGACCGCAGCCGGAUGGGAUGAUGUUGCUAAGGAGUGGAGGGUCCAGUGUCAGACUGGCGAUAUAUUUCGCGUGAAAUACCUUGUCACGGCUGUUGGGAUCCUCGUCAAGCCCAAGGUUCCCAAUAUCCCUGGUCUAAAAAGCUUCAAGGGCCAGGUAGUCCAUACAGCUGCGUGGGAUCCAAGCAUCCAAGUGGAGAACAAACGUGUCGGUGUCAUAGGCGUUGGUUCAAGCGGGGUACAAGUGGUCACUGCUGUUGCUAGCAAGGUGACAUCGCUCCAUGUUUUCAUCCGUACUCCACAGUAUACUAUCCCAGCAAACGACAAGCAGAUGACCCCCGAAGAACAGAAAUCCAUGAAUGAGAGGUUCCCGCAGGUCUGGUCAAACGUAUUGACUUCCCGGCUGGGAAUGGGCUUUCUGGAGCACAACAGACCAUUCUUGUCCAUACCCUCAGAAGAGCGCGAGAAGAUAUUGGAGCAUCUCUGGAGGGAGGGAAACGGUAUCCAGAUGAUGUUUGCAGCAUUUUCAGAUAUUGCUAUAGACGCAGCGGCUAAUGAAGAGGUUUGCCGAUUCCUUCGCAGGAAGAUUGCACAGAUUGUGAAGGAUCCCGAGAAGCGGGCUGUUUUGACUCCAAAGGAGGCCUGGAAUCGACGACCGUUGUCAGACGCUGGAUUCUAUGAGCAGUUCAACCGGGAGAACGUGUAUGCGAUUGAUAUAAAGAAAUAUCCCAUCACCAAGGCAACGGCAGAAGGUAUCUGUACUUCAGACGGCAAACUCCACGAGCUAGACAUGAUAAUAGUCGCAACUGGCUUUGACGCUAUGGACGGAACCUUUGCUCAAAUAGACAUUCAAGGGCGUGACAAGGGCGAAACUCUGUAUGACCGCUGGAAGCGUACUGGUCCGGACUGUUACCUAGGCUGCUCAGUUGCCGGGUUUCCAAACCUGCUGACAGUGCUUGGUCCGAGGGUGGCUUUCGGCAACGUGCCUCCUUUACUGGAGAUACAGGUUAGCUUUUUGAGAGACGCGAUCCGACAGGCCCAGGAUAUCACCAGACACACAGGGCAGCAAUGUGAGAUCGAAGCCACGGAACACGCCGAGCGCGAAUGGACUGAAGUAUGUGAGCAGAUAGCGAAGAUGCUUCUUUUCAACAAAGGAUCAUCGUGGAUGUUUAGGAAGAACGUACCAGGAGACGCAACGUCGAGUCUUUUCUACUUUGGGGGACUGGGAGCGUUCCGAACCAAGCUGGAAGAUACAAAAGUCAAUGGGUUUGCUGGAUUCAAGAGCCCAUUAGGCCCUGCUGCAGAAGCACGCGCACAGCUCUAG
Aspergillus eucalypticola CBS 122712 is the source of this 1647-nucleotide messenger RNA. RefSeq names its product flavin-containing monooxygenase. The coding region runs from base 1 to 1647 and encodes 548 amino acids. The record is from RefSeq and is a predicted model, not a curated record. Gene Ontology annotation, molecular function: NADP binding; N,N-dimethylaniline monooxygenase activity; flavin adenine dinucleotide binding. NCBI's taxonomy places the organism in Eukaryota, Fungi, Ascomycota, Eurotiomycetes, Eurotiales, Aspergillaceae. The transcript has a single exon.